This is a messenger RNA of Aphidius gifuensis, 3475 nucleotides long. It is a transcript of the gene bgm, whose product is annotated as long-chain-fatty-acid--CoA ligase ACSBG2. Gene Ontology annotation, molecular function: long-chain fatty acid-CoA ligase activity. NCBI's taxonomy places the organism in Eukaryota, Metazoa, Arthropoda, Insecta, Hymenoptera, Braconidae. Bases 510 to 2606 code for a protein of 698 amino acids. The record is from RefSeq and is a predicted model, not a curated record. Gene Ontology annotation, cellular component: membrane; endoplasmic reticulum. The transcript is spliced from 8 exons.
GGUGCAAGUUGAAGCCAGUACUCUGUACUCCAGUAGUAGUCAGUAGUCAGUAGAUAAUAACUAAUAACACGUGGCACGCGUCUAUAUACAGUUGUUGUAUAUGUUCACACAAGUGCUUGUGCUAUAUGUGAGGUCAGUGCAUUGUGGCGUGAUCAGACGUAUGAUUCUUUUUCUGUGCUACAUAUUUUUUUUAACAUAAUUCAAUUUAUCCUAUCAUUAUUAUUAUUGAUAGGUUGAUAAAUGCUAUAUAAUAUCGACUUGCAAUAUAAUUAUUUAUUGAGUCUUCAAACUAAACAUUAAAUAAUUAACUCAAUAUUUUUUUAAUAAUAAUAAUAAUAAUAAUAACAAUUGUGUUACAAUUUUAGUGUGUUGUUGUUUUAAUUAAUUUACCUAUUUAUUUAUUUAUUUAUUUUUUUUUUUGGUGUGUGAUUAAUAAACUUUUAGUUUUUUCUCUAUUAUUAAAAAAACAACUGGCUACAAUAGAAUUGAAUUAUUUUUUAAAAACAAUAAUGAAUAAUAUGACUGCAAUACAGCCUCAUCUAUCAAAUGGAUAUGUCAACGGAUUUUCUCACAAUGAUAAAGUGGCCCCAGUAGAUAAUAAUGAUACUUUAACUGAACCGAAAAUUGAUUACGUUCGUGCAAGUGAUACUGGUCGUGAUGGCCCAGAUCAAAUUCUUCCUUCAAAUAUUGACACAACUUGGGAUGCCAAUGGACGAGUUAGAAUAAAGCAUGAUUCCUCUCAACCAUUUGAAUACAUAUCAAUACCUGGCUUGUUGACUAAAACAGCAAAAAAAUAUCCAGAUCAUCUUGCUUUGGUAUCAAGAGCUGGUGUUGAUGGAAAAAGAACAACAUAUACCUACAAAGAAUAUGAGACAGAAGUUAAAACAGUGGCCAAAGCAUUUUUAAAACUUGGCUUGGAAAGAUAUCACAGUGUUGCAAUUGUCGGUUUCAAUUCACCCCAAUGGUUUAUAUCUGACAUUGCUGCAAUAUAUGCUGGAGGAUUUGCUGCUGGUAUUUAUACAACAAAUUCAUCAGAGUCAUGUCAAUAUUGUGCUCAACAUAGUAGAGCCAAUAUUAUUGUUGUUGAAGAUAGUAAACAGCUUGAAAAAAUUCUUGAAAUAAAACAUAAUUUACCAGAUUUAAAAGCCAUUAUUCAAUAUGAAGGAAUUCCAAAAGAAAAAAAUGUACUCAGUUGGGAUGAUGUCUUGGAAAUUGGUAGAGCUGAAACAGACAAUAAACUUGAUCAUGUAUUAUCAACAAUUGGAGUAAAUGAAUGUUGUACACUUGUUUAUACAUCUGGUACAGUUGGCCAUCCAAAAGCAGUUAUGUUGAGUCAUGAUAAUUUAACACUUGAUGCUAAAUCAGUUAAAGAUGCUGUUAAAUUUGAUGAUAAAUGUGAAAUAAUUGUUAGUUAUUUGCCAUUAUCACAUGUUGCUGCUCAAGUUGUUGAUAUAUUUACAAGUUUAACAAUUGGUGCAACAGUUUAUUUUGCUGAUAAAAAUGCAUUAAAAGGUAGUCUUAUUGAGACAUUAACAUAUGCAAGACCAACAGCAUUUCUUGGUGUACCACGUGUAUGGGAAAAAAUAUAUGAAAAAAUGAUGAUUGUUGCUAAAAAUAAUGGUUCAAUUAAAACAUGGAUUGCUGGAUGGGCAAAAUCACAAGGUUUAUUUUAUAAUAUGAAUAAAAUGAAUGGUGUUGAUUAUAAAACAUGGGGUUAUUUAAUUGCAAAAUGGUUAAUAUUUAAUAAAAUUAAAAAAACAUUGGGUCUUGAUAGAUGUAAAAUAUUUGUAACAGCAGCAGCACCCCUGAGUGAUGAUAUUAAAAAAUAUUUUAUGAGUUUAGAUAUGCCAAUAAUGGAAGCAUAUGGAAUGUCUGAAUGUUCUGGUGCUCAUACACUUGCAACAAAUGAUAGAUAUAAAUUAGGUAGUGUUGGUCCAGUAUUAAAAAAUAUUAAAACAAAAUUACAUAAUCCAGAUGAUACUGGUGAGGGUGAAAUAUGUAUGGGUGGACGUCAUGUUUUUAUGGGAUAUUUAAAUGAACCAGAUAAAACAAAAGAAGCUAAAGAUAAUGAUGGAUGGUUACACAGUGGUGAUCUUGGUAGAAUUGAUGGAAAAGGAUUUCUUUAUGUUACUGGAAGAAUUAAAGAACUUGUUAUAACUGCUGGUGGUGAAAAUAUACCACCAGUACAAAUUGAACAACAAUUAUUAAAAGAAUUGCCAGCAUUAAGUAAUGCAAUGCUUAUUGGUGAUAUGAAAAAAUAUUUAACAAUUUUAGUAACACUAAAGACCGAUAUGGAUCCAGAAAGUGGAGAACCACUUGAUACACUAUUGUCAACAACAAAAAUAUGGGCAAAUUCAAUUGGCAGUAAAGCAACAACUGUUACUGAAAUUAUUCAAACAAAAGAUUCAGCAAUUUAUCAAGAAAUUGAAAAAGCCAUUAAAAGAACAAAUGAGCAUGCAAUAAGUAAUGCACAAAAAUUACAAAAAUUUACAAUAUUACCUCAUGAUUUUUCAAUUCCAACUGGAGAAUUGGGUCCUACUUUAAAACUUAGAAGAAAUGUUGUUGCUAAAAUGUACAAACAGCUCAUUGACGAUAUGUACAAUUAAUUAAUUAAUUAAUUAAUUCAAAACUCGUACUCUCUUAUCGAUCAACAAUAAUUGAUAUUAAUUAAAGAAAAAAAAAAAAAAAAAAAAAGUAAUUUUGCUAUAACUUAUAAUAAUAAUAAUAAUAAUAAUAAUAAAUAUGCGGGUAAUAAAACAACAAUUUGACGAUUCACUAUAUAUAUAUAUAUAUAUAUACGAUAUUUUGUAUGAGUGUAAAUAUUGCAUUGUGAAUAAUGACAAAAUUAUUUGCUCGUUUUAAUAUUAUGACUAUGUAUAAAAUGCCUUGUAUGUAUAAACUUUAAAUGAAUUUUUAUAAUGUAGUAAUAAUAAUAAUAAUAAUAAUAACAACAACAACAACAACAAUACAUAGUACUUAAAUAAUAAUCCUAACAAGUGCCUUUUUAUGGAUUUUAUAUUAUAAUUUAUAAUAAUUAUUGUACUUAUUGUAAAACAAAUAAUUUAUAGGCAAUAUGUAUAUUAAUUUAUUCAAUGUUGCCAAACAUAUAUUAUGUAAAGAAUAUUUAAAUGGUAAAUUUAAUUUAUUUAAUACUGUUGCAGUUGUUGUUGUUGUUGUUGUUAUUGUUGUUUUGUUGUUGAAUAUAUUGUGAAUCAAAUGGCGUUUGCAUAAUGGAAUUAGACAAAAAUAUUUAAUAAUUAAGUAUGACAAUAUAAUUAUUUAAUUUAAUAAUAAUAAUAAUAAUAAUAAUAUAUAUGUAUUGGUUUUAAAUUUGUUUUGUCAUUAUUAUUAUUAUUAUUAUUUUCAGAGUUGUCUUGCAUUAUAUUUUUUCUAAAAUUGAAUAAUAAUUUGUAAAUUAUUGUGUAUAUAACUAUACCUAUAAAUAAAAUAAAAUAAAAUAAAAUAAAAUAAUCCA